This is a messenger RNA of Talpa occidentalis (Iberian mole), 1593 nucleotides long. RefSeq names its product hedgehog acyltransferase like (gene HHATL). The coding region runs from base 26 to 1537 and encodes 503 amino acids. Gene Ontology annotation, cellular component: endoplasmic reticulum. Gene Ontology annotation, molecular function: acyltransferase activity. The record is from RefSeq and is a predicted model, not a curated record. NCBI's taxonomy places the organism in Eukaryota, Metazoa, Chordata, Mammalia, Eulipotyphla, Talpidae. Gene Ontology annotation, biological process: negative regulation of N-terminal protein palmitoylation. The transcript has 12 exons.
AGCCUCCUCAAGCCCCAUCCAGGCUAUGGGCAUCAAGACAGCAUUGCCUGCGGCAGAACUGGGCCUGUACUCCCUGGUGCUGAGUGGGGCCCUGGCCUACGCCGGCCAGGGCCUCCUUGAGGCUUCACAAGAUGGGGCCCACAGGAAGGCCUUCCGGGAGUCUGUGCGACCUGGCUGGGAGUACAUUGGCCGGAAGAUGGACGUGGCUGACUUCGAAUGGGUGAUGUGGUUCACCUCCUUCCGCAAUGUCAUCGUCUUUGCCCUCUCUGGACAUGUGCUGUUUGCUAAACUCUGCACGAUGGUUGCCCCCCAGCUCCGCUCUUGGAUGUAUGCUGUGUACGGGAUCCUGGCCGUGGUGGGCACGAUGGGCCCUUGGUACCUGCUACUGGUGCUUGGUCACUGCUUGGGUCUCUAUGUGGCCUCCCUCUUGGGUCAGCCUUGGCUCUGCCUUGGCCUUGGUCUGGCCAGCCUUGCCUCCUUCAAAUUGGACCCCCUAAUCUCCUGGCAGAGCGGGUUUGUAACAGGCACUUUUGAUCUUCAAGAGGUGCUGUUUCAUGGGGGCAGCUGCUUCACAGUGCUGCGCUGCGCCAGCUUUGCCCUGGAGAGGUGUGCCCACCCUGACCGUUGCUACUCACUGGCGGACCUGCUCAAAUACAACUUCUACCUGCCUUUCUUCUUCUUCGGACCCAUCAUGACCUUUGAUCGCUUCCACGACCAGGUGAGCCAGGUGGAGCCGGUGAGGCGCGAGGGCGAGCUGUGGCGCAUCCAGGCCCAGGCGGGUCUCAGUGUGAUGUCCAUCAUAGCCGUGGAUAUCUUCUUUCACUUCUUCUACAUCCUCACCAUUCCCAAUGACCUCAAGUUCGCCACUCGCCUCUCAGACAGCGCCCUCGCUGGCCUGGCCUACUCAAACCUGGUAUACGAUUGGGUGAAGGCAGCAGUCCUCUUCGGCGUGGUCAACACAGUGGCACGCCUGGACCACUUGGACCCGCCCCAGGCCCCCAAGUGCAUCACAGCGCUCUAUGUCUUCUCUGAAACGCACUUUGACCGCGGCAUCAACGACUGGCUUUGCAAGUAUGUGUAUGACUACAUUGGUGGGGAGCACUCUGAGGUGAUCCCAGAGCUGGUGGCCUCUGUGGCCACAUUUGCCGUCACGACUCUGUGGCUUGGGCCUUGUGACAUUGUCUACCUGUGGUCACUCCUUAACUGCUUUGGCCUCAAUUUUGAGCUCUGGGUACAGAAGCUGGCCGAGUGGGAGCCCCUAGCACAAAUUGAGUCCUCUCUGUCGGGGCAGAUGUCCCGCAGGGUCCGGGCCCUCUUUGGGGCUGUGAACUUCUGGGCCCUCAUCAUGUACAACCUCGUGAGCCUCAACAGCCUCGAGUUCACAGAGCUGGUCGCCCGGCGCCUGCUACUCACAGGGUUCCCCCAGACGACACUGGCCCUCCUGUUUGUCACCUACUGUGGUGUCCAGCUGGUGAAGGAGCGAGAGCGAGCCCUGGCACUGGAAGAGGAGAAGCAGGACAAAGAGAAGCCAGAGUAGGUGGGAGGGGGGAGAGCAAAGGGCUCAGGUCAGGGGGACGGGGCCUGACCAGUAGA